This is a messenger RNA of Folsomia candida, 844 nucleotides long. RefSeq names its product histone H1. Gene Ontology annotation, biological process: negative regulation of DNA recombination; chromosome condensation; nucleosome assembly. Gene Ontology annotation, cellular component: nucleus; nucleosome. The transcript has a single exon. Bases 79 to 783 code for a protein of 234 amino acids. Gene Ontology annotation, molecular function: nucleosomal DNA binding; structural constituent of chromatin; double-stranded DNA binding. The record is from RefSeq and is a predicted model, not a curated record. Lineage: Eukaryota; Metazoa; Arthropoda; Collembola; Entomobryomorpha; Isotomidae.
AACUUGCCUCAUCCUGCGUCAACCACUGCUGUCUCUCUCACUGAAAGAAAAAUCAUCAAAAACAACAAACUGAUCAAUAUGUCUGAAGAAGCUGCGACUGCCGCCCCAGCGGCCACCCCCCCUCCUGCGAAGAAAGGCAAGGCUCCGAAGAGUCCCAAGAAAGCUGGCACUGCGAAGCCAAAGGGGGCGAAGGCAGCUGCGUCUCACCCACCAACUACGCAAAUGGUCAUCAACGCGGUCAAGUCCCUUAAGGAAAGGAAUGGCUCUUCUCUGCAAGCAGUGAAGAAGUUCAUCGCCGAUACCUACAAGGUUGACACCACGAAGCAAGCCACCUUCAUUCGUAAAGCCAUUACGAAAUUGGUUGAGACUGGAAAACUGACCCAAACCAAAGGAACUGGGGCAAGUGGAUCCUUCAAAAUUCCCGUCGCUGCGAAGGUUGCUGCUGGGGAAAAGAAGGCCAAGUCUCCAAAGAAGAAAACCACCAAACCCAAGAAAGCUGCUUCCCCAAAGAAGAAGGCCGCCCCCAAGGCGAAGAAAGCUGCGUCUCCAAAAAAGAAGGCAGCUGCCAAGCCGAAGAAGGCUAAGGCCGCAGCUCCUGCAGCCGCACCCAGUGCCCCAGCUGCAGCAUCAUCAUCUCCAGCUGCACCCAAACCUGCUGCUGCCAAGAAGCCGAAGAAGUCUCCAAAAGCCAAGGCUCCAAAAGUCAAGCUUCCCAAAGCGAAGAAAGCAAAGUCCCCCAAGAAGGCGAAGCCAGCAAAGAAAGCUGCCCCCAAAAAGGCUUAAACAUCAUCAUCCUCUCUUCUAACAACAAACUUUAACCCAACGGCCCUUUUAAGGGCCACCA